This is a messenger RNA of Melanaphis sacchari, 4332 nucleotides long. It is a transcript of the gene Eph, whose product is annotated as ephrin type-B receptor 1-B. Bases 301 to 3513 code for a protein of 1070 amino acids. The transcript is spliced from 18 exons. Gene Ontology annotation, cellular component: plasma membrane; neuron projection. Gene Ontology annotation, molecular function: transmembrane-ephrin receptor activity; ATP binding; protein binding. Gene Ontology annotation, biological process: axon guidance; cell surface receptor protein tyrosine kinase signaling pathway; protein phosphorylation. NCBI's taxonomy places the organism in Eukaryota, Metazoa, Arthropoda, Insecta, Hemiptera, Aphididae. The record is from RefSeq and is a predicted model, not a curated record.
UUUUCUUUGAAAUAUAUAUUUUAUGAAAACGUGAACUACACGAACCGCAAAAAAAAUAAAUAAUUUAUCAAAUCGGUUUUUCAUCGCUGGCUAAGUCAUCGGACUUAGUCCGGGAUUAGUAUUUUAUAAUUAUUAAUUAUCGUUGUUAUUGUUGGUUUUACGCAAAGCAACAGCGACUGUAAUAUAGUAGUAGCUGGUUACUGAAUUACAUACGACGAGCAAAUUUAGAGGAAAGAAAAACAUUCAGCGAUGAGGAGAAGGUAGCCGUCGCCACUAACCAUCGUCGUCGCCACUGCCGUCAUGCACAAGUAUCACCAACAGCACUACGACGACAACAACCACCACUAUCGCCACUGCCACAACUACCUCUAUAAUCACCACCGAUGCUGUCUCGCCGCGGUGUUUCUACUGCUAACCGUCGCAAUCAUCAGCCCCGGACGAGCUGAACAUGUUGUACUUUUGGACACUACUACCGAACCCAGCCUCCGAUGGACUACGUAUCCUUACGGACCGGACGCUAACGCAGCAGGGUGGGUCGAAGAGAGCUACAUAAACUUUGAAAAAGGUAUCAACUGGCGAUCAUACGUCGUAUGCGAUGUCACCAAGCAAAACGUCAAUAAUUGGGUGUGGACACCUUUCAUUGAGCGUGGGUUGGCCAAUCUCAUUUAUAUCGAAGUCAAAUUUACCAUUCGAGACUGUUCGCUGUUCCCGGGGUAUGCUCUGUCAUGUAAAGAGACGUUUUCACUGCUCUAUUAUGAAUUUGACGUGGCCACCAGGGAACCACCGCCAUGGGAACCAGACAGCUACAAGUCUGUUGGUCGGAUAGCUGCCGGUGAGGGGAGGUUUAACGCUAAUAACGAAGUGGUGAUCAAUACCGAGACAAAAGCCGUGAAAGUUACCAAAAAAGGAGUGUACUUUGCCUUCAGGGACCAGGGUGCGUGCAUUUCCAUCAUGGCCGUCAAGGUGUAUUAUAUCGUGUGCCCGGAAGUUGUGAUAAACUUUGCAAAUUUCUCUGCUACUCCAACUGCUAGAGAACUUACCCAAAUCGAACACGCCACAGGCAAAUGUGUAGAUAAUGCUGAAGUAGUAGAUGGUGCUCCAACUUACCUGUGCAAAGGAGAUGGAAAAUGGUAUCUGCCGUCAGGUGGAUGCAAGUGCAAAGCUGGCUUUGAAGCAGACAUAGAAGCGCAAACUUGUAUAAUCUGUCCUCCAGGCAAGUACAAAUACGGCGUCGGGGAUGACAAGUGUCAACCGUGUCCGGCGCACAGCAAAGCGCCCGACCAGGGAAUGUCCGAAUGCAGGUGCAACACCGGAUACUACAGAUCAUCCAAAGAUCCAAAAUCGAUGCCAUGCACACAACCGCCGACAGCGCCACAAAACUUGACAGUCAACUUUGUGGACCAGUCGACUGUGACCCUAUCGUGGAACCCGCCGAACUUCCUCGGUGGCAGGAUCGAUAUCGUGUACAGAGUGACGUGCGACAUGUGCGGUCCGUCUGUUGUGUUCAUGCCCAACAACGAGGUGUUCAAUGAUACCAAAAUAACGAUAAGCGGUCUAAGUCCAGUUACCACGUACAAGUUUCACGUAUGGGCCGAAAACGGUGUCAGUAACCUGACAUCAUCCGAGAAUCGACAAUUUGUUGACAUAGCUGUCACCACUACGGAAGCUUCCGUGAAGUCCGCGUCCGUCAACAAUGUCCGCGUCAUGUUGGUUAAGGCUUCCGAAAUCACGUUAUCUUGGGACCCGCCUAUGGCCAGUUUCUUCGAUUCUAGUGAUGAUGAUGCUUCCGUCGAAGUGUACGAAGUGAAGUUUUAUCCCCGAGGUGACGAGUCGAACGUCAGUAAUAAACUCACUGCUGACAGGCACAUGGUGUUUACGGCGCUUAGGCCCAAGACGGACUACGGAUUCCAAGUACGUGCGAAGACCGCUCAUGGCUGGGGCGAAUACAGCCCUACCAUUUACAAAACGACGGGGCAAUUGCUCGGAAGCGGUAAGAACACACAACAACAAGUUCAAAGAAAAAACGGAAUUAAAGAUGACACGGCCUACAUUGGUGACGAAGACAACAUGGAAGUCCGGAUAAUCGCCGGUGCCACAGUCGCGGUAGUAGUCGUCUUAGUGGUCGUCAUCAUUAUGACGGUAUUGUUCUUAAGAAGCCGGAGCAAUGACGAAUGCAACAAAAAACAACCAAGCGAUUGUGACACGUUAGAAUACAGGAACGGAGAAGUGCAUUGCAAUUUGGACAAUCCUCCCAUAGUUGCCACUCACACUAGCAGCAUGACCACGCCUCUAUUUACUCAAGUUGGCUCAACCACGUCUAGAUCUUACAUUGAUCCGCAUACAUACGAAGACCCGAAUCAAGCAGUUAAAGAGUUCGCAAGAGAAAUUGACGCUUCAUAUAUCACCAUUGAAGCUAUAAUAGGUGGUGGAGAAUUCGGCGACGUGUGCCGGGGAAAAUUAAAAGUUCUCGGGUCUCCUUCUGUCGAAGUCGACGUAGCCAUCAAAACUCUAAAACCUGGUAGUUCGGACAAAGCUCGCAACGAUUUUCUGACCGAAGCUUCGAUCAUGGGACAAUUUGAACAUCCCAACGUGAUAUUCUUGCAAGGUGUUGUCACCCGGUCCAACCCAGUGAUGAUCAUCACCGAAUACAUGGAAAACGGUUCAUUAGAUACUUUCCUGAGAGCCAACGACGGAAAGUUUCAAGUCCUACAGUUAGUCGGUAUGUUACGGGGCAUCGCGUCCGGCAUGCAGUACCUUAGCGAAAUGAAUUACGUGCACCGUGACCUAGCUGCGCGCAAUGUCCUAGUCAACGCUCAGCUGGUGUGUAAAAUAGCAGAUUUCGGUCUGAGCCGAGAAAUCGAAAGCACCACUGAAGGGGCGUACACGACAAGGUUUUCAAAUUUCCAGGGCGGUAAGAUACCGGUCCGGUGGACCGCACCCGAAGCCAUAGCAUUCCGCAAGUUUACCUCAGCAUCGGACGUAUGGUCGUUCGGAAUUGUCGUAUGGGAAGUUAUGUCUUACGGUGAACGUCCGUACUGGAAUUGGAGUAACCAGGACGUGAUCAAAUCCAUCGAAAAAGGUUACCGAUUACCGGCGCCUAUGGACUGUCCAGAAACCAUUUACCAGUUAAUGUUGGAUUGCUGGCAAAAAGAGAGAACACAUCGACCGGUGUUCUUGUCCAUCGUUAAGACACUCGACAAACUCAUAAGGUGUCCGGACACACUCAGACGGAUCGCCCAAAAUAGGUCCGUGAACCCGCUGAGCUCGGACGCGCCGGACAUGACCCAGUUCGGAUCGGUGAACGAGUGGCUGUGCUCGAUCAAGAUGGCCCGGUACCUGGACAACUUCGAACAGGCGGGCAUCGUGAGCCCGAAGGCGGUGGCCCGGCUGACGGUAGCCGACCUGACGGCGCUGGGCAUCACGCUGGUCGGCCACCAGAAGAAGAUCAUGAACAGCAUCCAGGCCAUGCGGGCGCAGUUCUCGGCCAACCUGUCCGAGGGCUUUCUCGUGUAAUACGACGUAGGUCGAAAUGCCGCCGGACGCGUCGGCGCACCGUCGUGGACAUGUCCGGCCGUGGCGGACCUUUGGUUCCUAUAUGAUAUUAUCGCAUAAUGUACAAUAGUAUUGUAUCAGCGCAUGUAAAUAUUAUUGUGCGAUAUGUGUAUAUCCGAACGAACGAUGACACGCGUACUAACUUAUCAUGACGAUGACGACGGCACGUCGAGACUUAAUGUUAUAAUAAUAUUUUUUUAUUUUUUUUUUUUUCCUUAUUCGAAUAUGAUCUAGACUGUACCUGUGUAUAUUAUUAUUACUAUAUGUAAAUAAUAUUAAAACGUUAUCUCUAUAAGUACGCGUUCAGCGUGUUUUUUAAAUAAUAUAUUUUAUAUUUUUUCUCGGUGACUUACUGUAUAAUAUUAUUCAGCAAUAUAUCGUGUAUAUAAAUUAACUAGGUAUUGUAUACUUACCCCCACCCAACCAUCCCCUGUCAUAAAGCAUCGCCGAUCACACUCGUCUAAUCGUUCAACGUACCGACAAACCGAGUUAUCAAAAAUGUAUUUGUUUUUAAACGUAUACCACCUAUUGUACGAAUGUACAAGCUAAUCCUCCUUUUAUAUUGUGAAAUUUCGAUUUAUUUCGUAAUUAAUAAACCUGAUACGCUGUAAUACGAUCCGUAUAUUUGUGCGUAUGAUUUGUUUUGUUUUCACUCCAACCGACUCUUUCAUCGAAUUGCACACGAGUUCGAGGAUACGACGUUAUAGUGUAUAAUUAUUUAUAUUAUUGUACAUUUUUUUUUUUUUUCAAUCACCAUACUUACGUAUAUUUUUUUGUUCG